AUGGCGAUCGCAUCUCCAUCAACACCAAGUUUUUCUGCUUUCUUCUGUUGCAAACGCAGUGAGUCAACUCACCUAACUAGCUUCCCUUCCACCUUUUCAACUCUACGGACUCGCCGCCUUCCACCUCGCCGAUUUGCGAUCACCUCUAGACUCAACUCCUCGAAGCCUUCCGGCGCAGGAGGCUCCGUCUCUCCUGACAAUGGCGGAAGUGAAGGUUUCGAGCAGUAUGAGCUGCAACAUGGAUUCACUGGUCCGGUGGAGCGGCGUAGGAGGGAAUCGCCAGUGUACGUGACACUGCCUGCGGAUUCGGUGGCAGAGGAUGGAAAGGUGAGGAGGAUUAAGGUCUUGACGGCGUCGUUGAGAGCGUUGUCGACUGCUGGAGUGGAAGGUGUGGUUAUGGAGGUUUGGUGGGGGAUAGUAGAGAGGGAGAAGCCUAGGGUUUAUAAUUGGGGAGGGUAUUUGGAUCUUGUGGCGUUAGCCAGACGGUGUGGGUUGAAGGUUAGAGCUGUCUUGGCUUUUCAUCAAUGUGGCACUGGACCUGGAGACUCUCUUUGGAUUCCUCUUCCUCAAUGGGUGCUUGAAGAGAUUGAUAAAGAUCCAGAUAUAGCAUAUUCUGACCGAUUUGGAAGAAGAAACAUGGAAUAUAUUUCUCUUGGAUGUGAUAUGUUUCCUGUGCUGAAGGGACGAUCUCCGCUCCAAACAUAUUCAGAUUUUAUGAUAAACUUCAGAGAUACUUUUAGACCUUUACUUGGUGUUGUCAUUACGGGAGUCCAAGUUGGCAUGGGUCCUGCAGGUGAAUUAAGGUAUCCUUCAUGCCCUUCUCAGAAGCUAGCGCAGGCUUGGCGUACACGUGAACUUGGAGAGUUUCAGUGCUAUGAUAAGUAUAUGGUUGCAUCUCUGAAUGCCUGUGCUCAUGAUGUUGGAAUGUGUGAAUGGGGAUAUCGAGGCCCCAUGGAUGCUGGUAAUUUGAUGCAUGACCCUGAGAGCACUGACUUUUUUAAAAGUAAUGGUGGAUCAUGGAAUACUCCAUAUGGGAAAUUUUUUCUUCAAUGGUACUCUGGGAUGCUGCUGCUUCACGGGGAAAGGAUAUGUAGGGAAGCCAAGACCAUCUUUCAGGGUACUGAAGUUGAUACUGCAGCCAAAGUGGCCAGAAUCCACUGGCAUUAUGGGACACAAUCUCAUCCAUCUGAGUUGACAGCUGGCUACUACAAUACUUCAAGAAGAGAUGGGUACUUGCCGAUUGCUCGCAUGUUUGGUAGGUAUGGUUUUGGUUUAUGCUGCUCAGGCUUUGGAAUGAGAGAUGUUGAAGAGAAACAGACAAACCCAGCCAGCAGUCCAGAAGGUUUUCUUAAACAGCUUUUAUUGGCAGCUAGGGUCUGUCACAUACCAAUGGAAGGUGAAAUUUCUGCCACUUUUUUGGACGAUGAAUCCUUUGAACAGGUGCUAAAGAUGUCAAGAUUCUACUCAUAUGGUCUUGAAAGCCCCUCCUUUUCUUUCAACUUUAUGAGGAUGGACAGACACCUCUUUGAACAACGUAACUGGGUUCGUUUUACUCGUUUUGUAAGGCAAUUCUCAGGGGCCAAUAUUUUUCGAGCCGGAUUAGAUUUUGGAGGCGAUGUACAACCAACUUCAAUGUCAGAUGUUGUAAGAGUUGCGUAUACAUAUUAUUAA
Dovyalis caffra is the source of this 1671-nucleotide messenger RNA. Lineage: Eukaryota; Viridiplantae; Streptophyta; Magnoliopsida; Malpighiales; Salicaceae. The record is from the annotation of a GenBank genome assembly.